Bradysia coprophila is the source of this 639-nucleotide messenger RNA. Its product is annotated as troponin C-like. The record is from RefSeq and is a predicted model, not a curated record. Gene Ontology annotation, cellular component: myosin II complex. Gene Ontology annotation, molecular function: calcium ion binding. NCBI's taxonomy places the organism in Eukaryota, Metazoa, Arthropoda, Insecta, Diptera, Sciaridae.
UAAAAAAAAAGAGAGCGGUUCACUAUACGUCCGCUAUUUAGUUCGAACCCAGAAUUCGUUAGAGUCACUUGGCAAUCAGAAAAUGGCGGUAUCAUUGGAUCAAGAACAGCAAAACAUGUUUAAAAAAGCAUUUGCAAUGUUUGACACUGGUAAAACGGGCAGCAUUGAGAAGGAGAAAGUUCGAACCAUUUUAAAUACCUUAGGCCAUACCUAUGACGAUAUGGAACUGCUAUCGAUGCUUGACAGUGAAGAUGUUGAAGGAACUGGGAAACUAAAUUUUGAAUCAUUCUGUCGAGUUGCGUUGCAUUUCAAUGAAGAGGUUGAUGACGAAGCCCUACAGAAAGAAUUAAAAGAAGCAUUUCGACUGUACGAUAAAGACGGUAAUGGAUUCAUUCCCAUUUCAUCGUUACGUGAAAUUCUUGGAGCUCUAGACGAUCAAUUAACUGGUGAACAGUUGAACGAAAUGAUUGCAGAAAUUGAUACGGAUCAGUCUGGUACCGUUGACUUUGACGAAUUUAUGGAAAUGAUGACUGGCGACUAAUUCAGUUAGCUUUUACCCAAACAUUUUGUUUUUGGAAUUAAGAACCAUCGAAUUUCAAUAAAGUGUCAAUUGAAUUUUUAUAAAAAGUCCUUAACACA